Messenger RNA from Debaryomyces fabryi, 252 nucleotides. RefSeq lists its product as uncharacterized. The coding region runs from base 1 to 252 and encodes 83 amino acids. Lineage: Eukaryota; Fungi; Ascomycota; Pichiomycetes; Serinales; Debaryomycetaceae. The record is from RefSeq and is a predicted model, not a curated record. The transcript has a single exon.
AUGGAAUGUCCAUUAUGUUCUUCUCCCAUGAAGCAGCACUUGCUACAACCAUCUUUGGCACUAAUACUGUGUUCGUCAGAGUCUUGUGUAUAUCCGUUUAACUUGACGAUGGCCCAGCUACAAGAGAACAAUUUACUCAUACCAGACGUUAAGGAAUCUGAUAUAAUGAAAGGCAUGCUUACCAAAAUGGUUAAUGAAUCACAGGUGAAUGAAAAAAUUGCCCAGUUCAUUGCCAAGAACGAUGACGAAUAA